AUGUUUGCUGCAGCUUUCACUGUGCCUGGUGGAAACAAUCAAGUCAGUGGAGUUCCACUCUUCUUACAUGACUACACAUUUAAUAUAUUCAUCGUAGCAGAUGCAAUAUCUCUUUUCACUUCUUCAACUUCAGUAUUUCUCUUCAUUGGAAUUCUCACGGCUCAUUAUGCCGAAAAGGAUUUCUUAAACUCCUUGCCACUCAAGUUACUUUUCGGCCUUAUCGCACUUUUCUUCUCUGUUGUGUCCAUGAUGGUUGCUUUAUGUUCUUCUAUUGCUAUGUUCUUGAAGGGGCAUCAGGAAAUUGUAAUAAAAACUAUGUCAUUUGCUAUUAUUCCGGUUAUUGUCCUUGUUCCUUCGCAGUUGAAACUCUUCAUUGAGAUUUUCAAGUCAACAGUAUUGUCCAGUUGA
This is a messenger RNA of Vicia faba (fava bean), 408 nucleotides long. The record is from the annotation of a GenBank genome assembly. Lineage: Eukaryota; Viridiplantae; Streptophyta; Magnoliopsida; Fabales; Fabaceae.